AUGAAGGUUGCCUCAUUGCCGCCUAAUAGUCCACUUGAAAUUGAGCCUUGGGUUUUGAUCGCUAUCGCUGUUGCGAUUGUUGUCCUGCGAUGCUUUGCACGCAUUCAAGCAACUGGCGUGCGUCAGCUCGAACUGGACGAUUGGGCAAUGAACAUAGCACUGAUACUCUUCAUUUGUACAGGCUUCUUCGCCCGUAUUGUGGCAGCCGCUACCAACAUCGAUCCUAGAGUCAACCCAAAUCAGAUGCCUAUAGCUCUCACUCCGGGUCUGUCGAACAAUAACAUGACCGAUAACUACCGUGCCAGCCUUGAUCCAGCUUCUGUUGAACAUCAGAUUCGAGUGGCUGGUUCAAAGCUCCAUUUGAUAGGAUGGUCUCUCUAUGUGUCUACCUUGUGGUGCGUGAAGCUAUGUAUUGCGGUCUUCUAUACUAGGUUGAUCGAUGGUCUUUUUCACAUGAUGAUACAUAUUCGGAUUGCUUAUGUAGCAAUUGGUGUUUCUUAUGUGGCAGUCAUGGCAACCCUCCUAGGAGCGUGCCAACCUUUCCAUCGUCACUGGCAGAUCAACCCCAAUCCAGGAGACCAUUGCUUGCCUGCCACCUCAGUGUUAACGAGCUACGUUGUUGUCGUCCUCAACGUACUCACUGAUCUAUACCUCGUACACAUUCCAAUUCUGAUUCUCUGGAACGCCAGAAUCUCCCAGUCUAAAAAGCUCUUUCUGAUAAUGCUCUUCAGCGGAGCCAUCUUUGUCAUAAUCGCUAGCAUUAUUCGCGUGUAUUUCAUCCAGGCUGGCGAUCGCGAUGGUGGUGAAAGCGCCGCUAUUUGGGGCCUACGUGAGACUCUUGUUGCGUUUAUUAUUGGAAACCUUCCCGUAAUCUAUGGUGGCAUCAGACUGUGGCGUCAAAGGUUUGAGAAUUCGGAAGUACACCCAAGGAGUCGAGCACGAAUAAGAGGUUGGCCAGGUGGAAAUAGGAUUAGGAGGCUUUUCUCACGGCCCGGCCGCUGCGAGGAUCCAAUCAUGUCCGAGAAGGCUACGCCAGGCUACGAUUGCGCCACGCUCACUGCUAUGGAUGCGAAAGAGUCGUCAUCAGAGUCAGGCCGUCAAGCAUCUCCGCCACUGGGCCCAUAUCGUGCAAGCAGUUGCUUCAGCACGGAUAUGAGGGGGAGUCAUGCACCUUGUGCGGAAAUGGAUUCGACAUUCGGGGUCCAAGUCAUACGGGGCAGCAAAGUCGACAUCGAGAGCGCUCAAAGCAAAGAUGAAACCGUCGAGACUGCUAGAAAGCACAGCCGGAUGGAUAGUAAGGAUUGGCUUGGACCGCUCUUGAUGGACCCGCCGUCCGGGAAACCGAAUCUUGGACGGGUUUCCCAGCCACCAUCAGAAGGAUGGCCACUCCGGCGGUCAAUCUUGCAGAUCCCCAUUGAUCGGCAACAAAGAGAGUCGGACACGUUGGACGACCCGAACGAUACGAAGUGGUUCACAACUGAUACACCCUGA
This is a messenger RNA of Endocarpon pusillum Z07020, 1491 nucleotides long. RefSeq lists its product as uncharacterized. The transcript is spliced from 5 exons. Bases 1 to 1491 code for a protein of 496 amino acids. NCBI's taxonomy places the organism in Eukaryota, Fungi, Ascomycota, Eurotiomycetes, Verrucariales, Verrucariaceae. The record is from RefSeq and is a predicted model, not a curated record.